This is a messenger RNA of Peniophora sp. CBMAI 1063, 1191 nucleotides long. Lineage: Eukaryota; Fungi; Basidiomycota; Agaricomycetes; Russulales; Peniophoraceae. The record is from the annotation of a GenBank genome assembly.
AUGCUGUUGGCGCAGCGCCGGUCCCGACUCUUAUAUUGUAUUCGGAGGAAAUCUCACUCGCAAGCUAGAUAUGUUCAUGCUCCUUUCCGGGUCCUCUUCUUCGGCCGGGAUGAAUUCUCGUGUUCCAUUCUCAAGAGACUGCACGACGAACCUACGUUAUACGAGACCUUGACGGUCGCUACCACGCCAGAUAUCUACAUUGGCAGAAACCGUGACAUCUUGUCAGUCUCGCCUCUGAAGACCCUGGGAUCAUCCCUUGGAAUUGAUGUGCUGGAGAUGCCUAGGUCGCGCGCGGCAGCCAAGAUGUGGUUGCCUCCACGGCCAUUCUCAGAUAACUUAAAGCCACCUCUGGAGAAUGUCCUCGUGACCGCCUCGUUCGGCCGUAUACUUCCCGGCCGCCUCCUUCGUCUCUUUGACCCAACCCGUCGAUUAAACUGCCAUCCAAGCGCGCUGCCAGCAUACCGCGGACCCGCACCCAUACAACGCGUUCUGCUCAACUCAGAGUCGCAGACAGCCGUCAGUGUCAUUGAGAUGACCGAGGUGCUACGCAAAGCCGAGCGUGAAAAGCGGACGGACGGCACUGGCGGUAUCGAUUCUGGAGGGAUAUGGGACACACGGCCAUUGAGUGUACCUCCUUACAGUGACUUCGCCACAUUACGCGAUCAGCUUGCGGUUGCUAGUGGUGACCUUCUAGUAUCUGUGCUACAUCGCAUGCGUUCGGGCGAGCUUCGAUCACCAAUGCCUCAAGCCAUCCCGGAUGCCAGCACCCCGAGGGCGUCUUUGAUCUUACCGAAGGAUGCGCUGGUGCACUUCGACCGCUACGACGCCCAUACUAUCCUGCAACGACACCGAGCGAUCGCUCACCACAAACCUCUCACGGCCGUGCUCGCUGCCGGAAAGCACGUACAGCUACAUGGAAUGUACGUGUGUAACAACACGCAAACCGGUCUCCCUCCAGGAACUGGAUACUUCGAUGCCAAUCGCGACUAUACGGGCGACCGACCUGGCGAGCGAGUACUCCUGUCUUGCGCGAACGGGACCACACUCGCUGUCCUAUCCCUCAAAACGGAAAGCAAGAGGUUGCUCGACGCUCGCUCUUGGUUCAUCGGGGCGCCGACGGAAAAGCUGGAUGGGAAGAAGGUCGUUCGUUUCAUCGCCCCGCCCGCGGACGCUUUUGCUCGUCCCCAUUAG